Molecule: messenger RNA, 888 nt
Organism: Zychaea mexicana
Lineage: Eukaryota; Fungi; Mucoromycota; Mucoromycetes; Mucorales; Lichtheimiaceae
Product: ClpP/crotonase-like domain-containing protein
Exons: 7
Coding region: 1-888 (295 amino acids)
Biological process (GO): fatty acid beta-oxidation
Cellular component (GO): mitochondrion
Molecular function (GO): enoyl-CoA hydratase activity
Source: RefSeq, a predicted model, not a curated record
AUGCUUAUUCGAUCAACAGGUGUACUCUUGACGUCUUCUGUCGCUCAGAGAGCUUUGCGUGGCACUAUUCUUCUGCGUAGCUUACAUGCCGAUGCUGUUACCCAAAGAGACGCAUACCUUGAGCGCUUGACAGGUGAAAAUGACGGAAUCGCCGUACUCAAACUCCAUCGUCCCGCAGCGCGCAAUGCCCUCUCGGUUAAAUUGCUUGGUGAAUUCCGUGAUGCUUUGGCCAAAGUGCGCUUCAGCAGGUUGCCUCGAGUUUUGAUUAUCCAGAGUCUGGUAGACCGUGUGUUUUGCGCAGGUGCUGAUCUUAAAGAACGCGCUACGAUGAGCCCUUCUCAAGUGACUCAAUUUUUGUACAAUUUAAGACAAGCUUACCGUGAGCUUGAGACUUUACCGAUCCCUACUAUCGCAGCAAUUGACGGCGCUGCACUGGGUGGUGGAUUGGAAAUGGCUUUAUCUUGUGAUAUGCGUGUGGCAGGUCCUGGUGCAAAGAUCGGUCUUCCUGAAACUAAACUGGCAAUUAUCCCAGGAGCUGGAGGCACUCAACGAUUGCCGCGUUUAAUUGGACCUUCAAAAGCCAAGGAAUUGAUUUACACUGCAUCAGUUUUGAGUAACAAGCAAGCAUACGAGUAUGGUGUUGUCAACUAUGUCGCUGAGGAAAGUGCAAUGGAUAAGGCUUUACAGGUCGCACAAACCAUUUUGCCUCAGGCGCCGUUGGCUAUCAAGAUGGCCAAGCUUGCUGUGGAUCAGGGUGCACAGGUUGACAUUGACACCGGUCUCGAGUUGGAGCAGGCCUAUUAUGCACAGCUGAUCCCUACCGAGGAUAGAUUAGAAGGUCUACGUGCUUUCAAGGAAAAGCGAAAGCCUGUUUACAAGGGCCGUUAA